This is a messenger RNA of Pollicipes pollicipes, 955 nucleotides long. RefSeq names its product KH domain-containing, RNA-binding, signal transduction-associated protein 2. Gene Ontology annotation, biological process: regulation of alternative mRNA splicing, via spliceosome. The record is from RefSeq and is a predicted model, not a curated record. Gene Ontology annotation, cellular component: nucleus. Gene Ontology annotation, molecular function: mRNA binding. The transcript has 7 exons. Bases 1 to 786 code for a protein of 261 amino acids. Lineage: Eukaryota; Metazoa; Arthropoda; Thecostraca; Pollicipedomorpha; Pollicipedidae.
AUGGUGACUGGUGUGAGUCUAGUCGAGUCGGUGUUCAAUUUCGUCGGCAAACUGCUCGGCCCCAAAGGCAACUCUCUCAAACGGCUACAGGAGGAGACGCUCACACGAAUGGCUAUUCUGGGCCGCGGCUCCAUGAGAGACAAAGUCAAGGAGGAGGAACUGAGGAAGUCGAACCACCCUCGCGCCGCUCACCUGCAAGAGGAGCUGCACGUGGAGAUUGUGGCGUUCGCGCCGCCGGCGGAGGCGUACGCAAGGAUGGCAUACGCCCUGACGCAAGUGCGGCGCUAUCUGAUACCAGACAACAAUGACCAGAUCCGCCAGGAGCAGAUGCAGGAGAUGAAGCGACUGGGGCUGAAGGAGGACCGAGCUGAGGUGCGGCCGCCGCCGCCCGGUCUGGAGGCGCGCGAGACGACCGGACUCGAGCCGGAGGAGACGGUGUCCGGCGCCUCCCCAGGACAGGAGAGCUGCGCAGCCCCCGCUGAGGACGACUCCAAGGGUUCGGACGAAUUUGACGGCGCGCUGUUGCCGCGGGCGCUGGCGCCGUUCGCGGGAACGCCUCCGCAGCGGCACCGGGUGCUCAAUAUCCUGGACCGAGCUCGGCUCAUCUCCGAGGGCGCGCGCAUCGCCAAGGGCGUCGACAGCAGAAGCUUCGCUGUGGAAAGUUCCUACGAUCUUCCAGAUGCGUUCAUAAGCCCUGAAGGACGGAGCACCAUCCAGUGGCUGGGCAUCGGCGGCCCGAUGGAGCGGCGUCGGUUUCGCCACGCGCCGUACAUCAUCCCCAAGUAGCCGCGUGGUCCUGUCCCUGACCCGGUCACAUGACACGGGUCAGGCCGGCGCACGGCCGGGCUGAGCGAGCUGCGGGGCCGGCAAGAGAGACGCUAUCGGCGACCGAACUGUGAGACGAGUCGCCGGCGAGCGUGCGAGCUCAGUGUAGGCCUAGAUGUUUUCUAUGCGG